GUCCCGGCGGCGCGGCCCGGAGCUGGUUUGACGGGAGGAGCGGCGGCGGAGGAUGGAGGCGGUGGUGUUCCUCUUCUCGCUCCUAGACUGUUGCGCGCUUAUCUUCCUCUCUGUCUACUUCAUCAUAACAUUGUCUGAUUUAGAAUGUGAUUACAUUAAUGCUAGAUCAUGUUGCUCAAAAUUAAACAAGUGGGUGAUACCAGAGGUGAUUGGUCACGCCCUUGUCACUGUGCUCAUGCUUGUUUCAUUGCACUGGUUCAUCUUCCUUCUCAACUUACCUGUUGCCAUUUGGAAUAUAUAUAGGUUCAUUAUGGUGCCAAGUGGUAAUAUGGGAGUGUUUGAUCCAACAGAAAUACACAAUCGGGGGCAGUUAAAGUCACACAUGAAAGAAGCCAUGAUCAAGCUUGGUUUCUACCUGCUCUGUUUCUUUAUGUAUCUCUACAGUAUGAUUCUAGCUUUGAUAAAUGACUGAAGCUGGAGAAGUUGGGGUUGAAGCCAACCUACACUACACUGCACAAUUGAGGAGCCAGAGACGACUUAAACCACCCUUAAAACCAUGACCAUAGCAGUAUAUAUUUUGGUCUUUGAACAAAAAAAACUAUUUUUGCUGUAUUUUUACCACAUAAAGUAUUUACAAAAAAUGAAUUGAGUUUUUGUAGAUUUCUGAUUCAUGAAGGUGUUUCGUGUCCUUUGUGGCUGUUUGGUAGAGGUAGGAAUGUGUGCCAGUUUUGCAUGCCAAAGAGAUAAAGGACACACCUAAAAGAACCCUUACUAAAUGAGCUGGGUUGUCUUGAAGUCUGAAAAGCCAGAGCAGAGAGCAAUACAAACCUGGAGAAAAGAAGAAAGUUAAUUACCCCUUCUUUAUAUUGUGGCAACUUCAUGUUAAUGUGGCUUAAGGAUUUUGAGGACUUUUCAGCUAAGCCUUUCAACAGAAAAUGACAUUUUAAAAUAUAUUUCUUUGCAGUAUUUGAAACCUUAUCAGGCAUGUGCCCAGGUACAAUGUAAUUCCUGCAUAUAAAGGAAAAAUAAAUUUUAAAAUCAAGAUUUUAUCAAGAGCUUUCAUUUUAAAGCUUGUAUCUCCAUGAUUCUCUCCCCACCCUACCCUCAGACAUCAUAAUUGUUCCAUUUGUAUUUCAUCUCUAAUAAUAUGUUUUAAUGGGCUUGGAGAGGUGAUUUGGUAGAAGUCACUCAGAAUUAGGAAACUAGUUGGUAAUUGUUAGUGAAACAACCUGUGAGUGCUCACUUGGUGCAGAAUUAAUCUCACCUCCUUUUCUUCUGCCUGAUCACUGUGUGGAUUGGGAAACCCAGUACAAGCCACUGCAUGCACAGGGCAGUACCUAAGCCCUCUUUAAACUGGCUCAGGCAGAAGCAAUUAACUUCCUACUCUGUUUAUCAUAUCUUGCAGUGUAGCGUGAAUCUGGCAACUCUUCCUCAGUCCUAUUUGCACUUUAAUGUUGGCAUCUUAAGCACUGAUAUUUAAGAAAACAUGACUGUUAACUUUGGCAUGAUGAACCUUGGUGGUAAAACAGUGUGUGGUUUCCCAGAAGAUUAAAUGUUGCCUGUCUUACUGAGAAUUGGUAGAAGCAAGACAGCCAGGAAGUGAGAUUCCCUGUCAGAAUGGGAGAGGUGCUCUGUCUACACUGGACAAAAGGAUUUGGGAUGGCAUGCAAAAUAAAUUCAGAUCUUUGGGACUUUGAAAUCAUGGAAAUUCUCCCAACAGUAAUGUUGUGUUUCAGCUUGGGAACAGGCUAGGAAGCUGUAACAUUGUUAGAGUUACUUUGUGUUUACCUUUUUCUUACUUUUCUCCCUGGGAUACCUUCUGCUUAACAGCCCACCUGCCAUUGCCUGCCAGUGUUACUCAAGCUUCCCAAGCAGAACUGUUGGAGAAUUCAUACAACUGAGACAGGCUGUCAUACUUCAAGUGGCUCCAAGGUAGUGAAGGACUUUGGGCUAAAAUGUUUCAUCUUCUCCAAGUAUUCUUCACCCAAACUGAAAGCAAUUAGUGGAGCACCCUUGGGCUGUCACUUGUCUGCCAGGCACAAGCUGCCUAGUCUUUAAUAACCAAACUUUGUUCUCAAACACUAGUUACAGACAAAACCCCUUUGUUUCUCAUAUUGCUUGUGUAUAUCAAAGUCAGGAAGGGGUUGGGAGAGUCAUUCCUCUGGAAUUUUUGGAGAGGGGUGUUUUCUAUAAACCCUGAAAAUGAGGAUGCAAGCACUGGCCCUAAGUGGUUGUGCCUACAGUGCUGCUGUACAGUGAUGAGCGUUGCAGGGGACCGGUGAGGAUCUACAUUCUAGCACUCUCAUCUCCAAGAUGGAGACAGAGGUCUCAGAGUGUGGACAUCUGAACUCCAGUUCAGUUCCUGUCUUCCUGUGCCCGCUGUAAAAGCUUUAGUGUCAAGGGCCUGGCCAGUGCAGACUACCAUUGGGUGCUUCUAUGCUGGGUCAUAUCCCUUUUCAUGCCUGCUACUCAAGAGGAGAAUGUAGCAAGAACCCAGAGGCCUCCCUCUGAUGUGGUCUAACUUUAAUCCUCUGUACUGUCUCUGGGAAAAAGUGCUCACAACUUUCCAUAUGCUGUCACUUGUAUGCAAUUGGUCUCUCUUUCUAGAUUGUGCGCUCCUGGAGAGCAGAGUCCACUCUGAUCAUGUUUGUGUUGUCUUCCUUUCUCUCCUGGCGCCUAAUACAGUGCCUUGCACACAGAAACAAUAAAUGGCUAUUGAAAAGCAA
Messenger RNA from Microtus ochrogaster (prairie vole), 2726 nucleotides. RefSeq names its product cornichon family member 4 (gene Cnih4). Gene Ontology annotation, biological process: vesicle-mediated transport. NCBI's taxonomy places the organism in Eukaryota, Metazoa, Chordata, Mammalia, Rodentia, Cricetidae. The record is from RefSeq and is a predicted model, not a curated record.